AAUUCACGGUUCGUGUUGGGCUAGACUCCCUCUCUUUUUGCCCCAAUUUAUUUCUUUCUCUUCGGCUUCCUUUCUUCUCUCUCUCUUCUGCAGACGCCGUGAGAGAGGGAGCGAAGCGAUCACAGGAGAAGUCAUAAAUGAUCGGAUUUAAGCUAAUCUCCGGGUUGUUCGAAGCCCUAACCUUAACCCUAAAUUUUCUGGUCAUGUAGUUUUCGUUCUUUUACUACAAAUUCGGAUCUCGUGUUUCGUCUUUAGAAGAAGGAAAUCAACCUGUCGGAGGGAGGGAAGCAGGAGGCGAGGAGGAGAUGACGAGGAGGUGCUCGCAUUGCAGUCACAAUGGGCACAAUUCCAGGACUUGCCCUAACAGAGGUGUCAAGCUCUUCGGGGUCCGAUUAACGGAUGGAUCGAUCCGAAAGAGUGCUAGUAUGGGGAAUCUGACGCACUACACUGGAUCAAGCAGUAAUAAUCAUCACCACAACAAUACUCCUGGUUCGCCGGGCGAGACGCCUGAACACGGCGCGGCCGCUGACGGUUAUGCUUCCGAAGAUUUUGUCCAGGGUUCUUCUAGCUGUCGUGAGCGGAAGAAAGGGGUGCCAUGGACCGAAGAGGAGCAUAGAAUGUUUCUCCUUGGCCUGCAGAAGCUUGGUAAAGGUGAUUGGCGUGGGAUAGCACGAAACUAUGUCAUAUCAAGGACGCCAACUCAGGUGGCAAGCCAUGCUCAGAAAUAUUUUAUUCGGCAAAGCAAUGUAUCCAGGAGGAAAAGACGAUCUAGCUUGUUUGAUAUCAUAGCUGAUGAAACGGUUGAUACUCCAUCAGCACAAGAACUAUUGCCCACAAGCCAUCCACAAGCUGAAACACAAAGCAACAAUCCAUUACCAGUUCCUACAGCUUUGGAUGAAGAAUGUGAGUCAAUGGAUUCUACAAACUCCAAUGAUGGUGAACCUGCCCCUCCAAAGCCAGAGUCUACACAAUCUAGUUAUCCAGUAAUAUUUCCUGCCUAUUUCUCCCCUUUCUUUCCCUUUUCCUUCCCCUUUUGGCCGGGGUACACUGCAGAGGCGACAACAAAAGAGACCCAUGAGGUUGUUAAGCCAACAGCUAUACAUUCAAAAAGUCCUAUCAAUGUUGAUGAGCUGGUUGGAAUGUCCAAGCUAAGCUUAGGAGAAUCCCUUGGUAAUUCAGGCCCCUCAUCGCUCUCACUCAAAUUACUUGAAGGUUCCACCAGGCAGUCUGCUUUUCAUGCUAAGCCGGCCACAGGUCCCUCAAGCAUGGAUACGAGCAGCAAUCCCAUCCAUGCAGUCUGAUAUGCACUGAAUAGUUGAGUUGAGCCUGAAACUGAAGGUCAGCUUAGUGCUGAAUGAUCCUGCAGAAUUCCUGUUAAUACAAGAAGAAUAAUGUGCAGUUCGGGUUUGUAUGCUUUAGUUAUAUUUUUGUUUUUUGUUUUUUGUUUUUUUUCUUUCUGCUAAGGACUCUGCUUAAUAAAUCUGAUUCGUAGGAAUAACCAACCUAACCAUGUUUUUUGGAAGUUUAGAACCCUUUGUGACCUUGUAUCCUCUUUGUUAAAAAGAAUUAAUCUUAACAUAUAUUCUUAGGGUUUACUUCCCCCAGGAGGUGAA
Nelumbo nucifera (sacred lotus) is the source of this 1613-nucleotide messenger RNA. RefSeq names its product transcription factor MYBS3-like. Gene Ontology annotation, biological process: response to gibberellin; response to ethylene. Lineage: Eukaryota; Viridiplantae; Streptophyta; Magnoliopsida; Proteales; Nelumbonaceae. Gene Ontology annotation, molecular function: DNA binding. The record is from RefSeq and is a predicted model, not a curated record.